Molecule: messenger RNA, 2793 nt
Organism: Drechmeria coniospora
Lineage: Eukaryota; Fungi; Ascomycota; Sordariomycetes; Hypocreales; Ophiocordycipitaceae
Product: DUF1212 domain membrane protein
Exons: 1
Coding region: 1-2793 (930 amino acids)
Biological process (GO): transmembrane transport
Molecular function (GO): transmembrane transporter activity
Source: RefSeq, a predicted model, not a curated record
AUGACCUCGACGAUCCGAGAUUCUUCCGACCGCCUCCCCGCCGCGCAGGUCGCCAGUGACAACGGCCUCGCCAGCGACGUGCCCUCGACGCCCAACGCAAAGCCCAAGAAGCGCGUGGGAUGGCGCUCGAGCGGUGCCGGCAGUGGAGGAGCCGGCCUCGACGGCGACCCAGCCGCCGAUCCCUUCCGCUCUCUGCCCGCCGCCGAUCCCUUCCGCUCUCCGCCCGCCGCCGCCGACGACGGCGUCCACUCCCCUGGUCUCACCCCUGACCUCGCACGCCUCGGCGCCCCAGGCGCCCCCGACGCCCGCGAGCUGAGGAUAGCGUUGACCAAGGUCCUCUCGGACGAGCUCGAGGAGCGCCGGCACCGGCUCCAGCUGGCCGCCCCUGCCGUCGAAUCUCCCCUCCCCACGACGCCUCCCAUGCUCCCGAGGCCCGCCCUGAGACGCAACACGAGCUACGAUGCCCCCGAGGAACGUGAAAAGGCCGACUUGGCGGAGAGGCGAGCGACGGAGCGCCAGGUGCGCUCCAUGACGGACGCACGCCAGCGGGCGAGCCGGCUCGCCCUCUCCGUCGGCGGCACGAGCACGUCGGCCUCGAGCUCGAGGCGCAACUCGAGCGAGCUCGAGGCUCCAUUCCAGCCCCUGAUCGACGACUCGCAUCGCCUCCUCGCCGCUCGCUCGCCCGACCUCGUCCUCGACUCGCCCGGCUACGCGCGCUCGAGGUUUCGCGUUCCCCGCGGCCAACGGCGAGGCCGCACCCUCGAGGACCACGCCGCGGCCGAGACGCUCGUCCGCUCCUACACCCAGAGGGGCAGGGACAGAGACCUGUUCCACGCCCAAGCCUCUCCUCGCUCCGGCACGAGCACGCCCGCCCGACAGGUCGCCGGCGGCGACUACGUCCCUCGCCCGUCCAAGUAUCGCGGCGGCAUCCUCUCCUCCCUCCUCAAGCUCGGCAGCGACAGCCAUGAUCGAGGAGCCGGCGGCAGCGGCCGCAGCACACCUCUCUCGCCUGCCACUCUCGUCAUGCCCUCUCGCUCCUCAUCGCCGCCUUCGAGACCUUCCUCGGCCGCCGGCGGAUCCCGAUCGCGUGCUUCCGGUUUGUUCAGCAAUCACCGGGCGCUCCACUCUACCACGUCCCUAACCGAGCUCAUCAAGUCGUCGUCCAUGUUUGCCGCCCCCGGCGCGAGCGAGAUCCACGACCAGUGGGCCGACAAGCUCUCGCGGGAGAAGCCGCCGGCGAAGCCUAGGAAGGAGCAGAUCCGCAUCACCGUCCACAUCGCCGGCAUCAUCUCGCGCCACCGCUACCUGCUCAAGCUGUGCCGCGCCCUCAUGAUGUACGGCGCGCCGACGCACCGGCUCGAGGAGUACAUGGCCAUGUCGUCGCGCGUCCUCGAGAUCGAGGGCCAGUUCCUCUACAUGCCCUCGUGCAUGAUCAUCAGCUUCGACGACAGCACCACCCACACGACCGAGGUCAAGGUGGUCCGCGAGCCCCAGGGCAUCGACCUCGGCAAGCUCCGCGACGUGCACAACAUCUACAAGGAGGUCGUCCACGACAAGCUCGGCGUCGACGAGGCCACGAGCCGGCUCGACGACGUCAUGAAGCGCAAGCGCAAGUUCCCCACCUGGUUCUGCGUCCUCGUCUACGGCGUCGCCUCGGCCUGCGUCGCCCCCUUCGCCUUCGAGGGUCGCUUCAUCGACCUGCCCGUCGCCUUCCUCCUCGGCUGCGUCGUCGGCCUGCUGCAGCUCGUCUUCGCGCCGAGCAACGAGCUGUACGCGCACGUCUUCGAGGUCUCGGCCGCCGUCAUCACCUCCUUCCUCGCCCGCGGCUUCGGCUCCAUCCGCCGCGGCGAGCUCUUCUGCUUCAGCAGCCUCGCCCAGAGCAGCAUCGCCCUCAUCCUGCCGGGCUACAUGGUCCUCUGCAGCUCGCUCGAGCUGCAGAGCCACAACAUCGUCGCCGGCAGCGUCCGCAUGGUGCACGCCAUGAUCUACACCCUCUUCCUCGGCUACGGCAUCACCAUCGGCGCCUCGCUCUACGGCAUGAUGGACGCCAACGCCACGAGCGACAUCCACUGCCGGGACCCGCUCGACAGCCCCUGGUACCUCCUCUUCGUCCCGGCCUUCACCCUCUGCCUCUGCGUCAUCAACCAGGCCCAGUGGAAGCAGACGCCCGUCAUGACGGUCAUGGCCCUCGCCGGCUUCUGCGUCAACAGCUACACGAGCCGCUACUUCGAGGGCAACGGCCAGAUCUCCAACAUGCUCGGCGCCCUCGCCGUCGGCAUCCUCGCGAACCUCUACUCGCGCCUCGGGCGCCACGUCGAGAACGCCUGGCUCGACUUCGAGGAGUGGUGGCGCUUCCGGCUGCGACCCCGCUUCGCCCGCAAGAGGUCGUCCGACGCCGACGCCUGGUCGCUGCCGUCGAGGACGACGACGACGGACACCGAGUCGGGCGCGCCGUGGUCGGAGAAGGCGACGCGGGCCCCCCGCAAGGUCGGCUACAGCCUCGCCGCCGCCGCCAUGCUCCCGGCCAUCUGGGUCCAGGUCCCUUCGGGCCUCGCCGCCGGCGGGUCGCUGCUGGCCGGCAUCACGUCGGCCGACCUCAUCAACCGCAACAGCAGCUCGACGCCCGGCGCCGUGGAGACGAGCGCCAAGACGGUGGGCAACCUCGAUGGCACCGCCUUCAACGUCUUGUUCAGCGUCAUCCAGGUGGCCAUCGGCAUCAGCGUCGGCCUCUUCAUGAGCGCAUUGAUCGUGUAUCCGCUCGGCAAGCGAAGAAGUGGGCUCUUCAGCUUUUAG